CCGUCGUUUACGUGAACUUGGACGCACGACAGCAGCACUCUCACCUCCUCAACGAAGACGACGAGAUACGCGCGCCGACGACCUCUACAUCUCGACAUGCGACGGCGCAAGAGGCCGCAAGUCCUCACGGGACGUUCGACAACAAUGAUUCCUCCACCGAUGAUGAAGAUGAGAUUGCGAGAUGGAUGGCCUUGCGACAGCGCCGUCAGCAUCUGGAACGAGAGAAAAUGAUGCAGGGAUAUCAAGUGACAUCACAAGAUCGAGACAAGUUUCAGCACGACCGCGAAGCCCCUUCUGCAUCUCAUCAGGUGCCGUCGUAUAUGUCGCCCCUUGGCUCCAUGCGAACCUGGAAACGCCCGAUACAUGAGUCAAACGCCACAGACGACGAAAAUGCAGAGCUGGAUCGCUUGAUCUACGCAACGCGGGAUGGAUACAGUGUCGUGGACAUGUUUGCACACCAGUUGUUUCAAGAGCAGGAGCAGCGCCGACUUGUCCUUAGCACUGCAGAAUUCCAUGCACCCGUUCCCCCCACCGAUCGGUUUAAAGUCAUUGUGGAUGAAAGCGACGAUGGCCGCGGCAAGGAUGACCAAGCCACCGAACAUGACGACGUGAGCGACUUGGCUGCGUCGAUUCGGUGGCCAGGUGGGGAAGGAAUUCACCAUCCUCCUUCAUUUGACGUCCAGCCCCCGCGAGAAAUUCUCGAAGACGACGUGAACGAUGCAAAUGAACGCUUGUCUGGUCGAUCGAUUGACGAGCUCUUAGCUGAAGCCAACCGUGUCCUGCGGCGAUCGGCCUCUCAUGAUAUCGGGAGCAAAAGAUCGAGUGCUUUUUGGGACCGAGCUAUCCGCGAAGAGAACGAUGACGGUCAUGUAGACAGCGGCUACGUCGAACCAAGGCAAAACCCGUACGCGCACGCUCCACGGAUUGUAAUGGAAGAUGACACAAACCUGCGCCAUUCCCCUCGGACGUUGAGCAGACAAUUGAUGGCGGCUGUUGAGUACCAAGAGUCGCUUCACGAAGCGCAGAUGAACUUGUCGGCCCUGGAAUACGCGCACGAGAUGGAGCGUCACCAGAACGAAACCCUACUCUGGGGCCAUUCCAUCCAAGAGGAAGUCGACUCGAUGGCACAAGCGCAGAAGUUGCUCGACCAGCACAUGCAAAUGCAGGAAGACUUUCAUCAACAAGAGCUUGUGCUGCAAGCGAUGGGGCACACAGCCCAAGAGCGUGACAACGUGGCUGAACAGGCGUGUCAAACCGAUGAGUUGGUUCAACAACACGUUGCAACGAUGGCACAGUGGACCGUGGAGAUGGGGACGAUGGCGGUGGAGUGUCGGGACGGAUUCGUUCAGUGCAUAUUGCAGCACUCUGUGGCUAUUCAGAGCGACGAAGCAGACGUCCAAGCUUGGGAAACACAUCUCAUUGAUCCUUCCAGUCCCAAGGAUGUUGCUGUAGCACCUGAAGCCCCUCAGCCAGCCGAAUUGGACUGCACACGGCCGACGCAGUUUCAUUUGGCCAUCGAGAAGAGUCCCUAUUCGUCCGCCGCGCACAGCGUUGAAGCGUACUCUGAAACCUUCGAGACGAGUAGUCCCAAGAAAUUCGCGCCGCCACCGUCGAAUGCAAACGUUGCUGCGUCCCACGAGUCCAUGGAUGAUGCUGGGUAUUCCCAAGCCUUUGACAGCCCAACAAAAGAAGCGUCUUGCAGCGACGUCGCUUCAGACAAGGAGGACGAGGAUGAAGGCAGUGGUUCUGCAGCAUCCUUGAACGCGCCUGUUGCCUCGGAGAGCGAAGAAAACAUAGUCGACGAGCAUGACAGUCCUGAAGGAACCAGUAACCCCGAUGAGCCCGACAUCGAUGCCGCCAGUGAGGACGCCUCCGGCUGGCCACAGUCUAUAGGCAAUGUGGUGGAGUCGGAGGAGUAUUCGGAAGUGUUCGACAGUCCCCCGAAACCCACGUCGGUCUACCCUACCCAUGGCAACAUUCCCGAUGAAGUUGAAGUUGGUCAUAUCAACGAGAGAAGCGACACCGCCGCCGAGCGUUCGGCGACAGAUGUGCCAAGGGAGGACGAAGUGGACGAGGUAGAAGAGUCCACCAAUAGUAGUCGUUCCAAGAACGACUCGAUCGCUUCCGACUUCGAAGGCGACGCAAACUCUGUCGCUGACGAAAUAGCUGCACCAUCCAUACCAAACGAUUCAGUGAAAGGCGAAGAAAACUACUCUGACGUGUUCGAAAGCCCUCGAAGCAAGCCUAGCUCUAGUCCGCGUUGCCGUCGCGACGGAGUGUCAGACAGCAACCCGCUUGAACCAGCCGUGGUGCGCCGAAUUGCCACGGUUGCAGCGCCACCGAUGGUUCCUUUGCCCUUGGCGUCUGGAACUGGCAAAGCGCCGCAACAGCGAGUGGAAGCAUAUUUAUCUCACCUGCGAGAGACCGAUCCUGAAAAAGAAGAGUACAUUCGCAGCAUCUUGGCUCGAAAGGCGAGCGAGGAUAAAAUUCUUGACAUGCGCCAACGGAGCCUGGCCACCCGGCGCAACAUCUCACGCAUGCAAUACCAAGCUGAGAGGAUGCAGUUGGACAGCUGCCGAGCCGCCAACCUUGCUCGAUGUUACGAAGACAUGAUUCUGUUCCGGCAGGUCGAAGUGGAAGACCCGGACGAGAUCGACAUCUUAGCACUAGCGUUCGGUCAACCCUCCGUUGGCUUGGGCAUCGUCGCUCUGCAUCCCAACAAGUUCAUUUACCACUCCGCCGUGGAUCUAUCAGACCAGCGCCAGCCUCCUUUGCCGGUGGCGAAUGCGAACCAACUGGACCCUGGACGAGAUGAAGGGGACGACGCUGACGACGCCAAAAAUACCAGUGGUCACGAUGAGUCCGUUCGUGCUGAAGAAGAUUACGAUGAGGAUGAGUUUGAAGAGACAUCGUCCAAGACAGUUAAUGAACAGGACGACGACAUUCAGGACGACGGAGAGGGCAGCCACGGCGCCAGUGCUGUGAGUGUGGUCGAAAUAGUCCCUGCGUCCGAAGCCAAGCUCGACUCAUUGCGCCAGUCGGAUGCGAACGAGUACUCCUUCGACGACUUUGCAUCCACAAAAGACAACGACGACACGAGCAUGGCCGAUAGAGACGAUAACGCACCCGACGGCUUCGAGGUUGACAGUGUAGUUACGGACGCUGUCGCUGCCGUUCCCGACGCAGAGAGCUACGACGACGGGUUUGAUGAGGACUCGAUGAACGAUUUCGUAGUCAAGCAGUCUGAGGAUGGCCCCACUGUUGUCGAAGAAGAGGCCGAGGCUCGAGCGACUGGUGAAAAAUCUGUCGACAUGCCAAGUGUAGACGAUUUCAACGGCAAUGGAGUUGAGGAUGACGAAGAUGGUGAUGCAUCGACCAGCGUCGAAAAAGAGAUUGCCGUUGCAGCUGGCGAAGUGACCGACAACCACGAUGGCAAAGAAGUAGACGACGAUGACUACUCCAUGAAUGACUUCAACUCGACAUCCAUCGCAAUACCGCCUGGCGCCGCUGAAAGUGCCCCGAAACCCGAGUGUGGUGGUGAUGCGCCAUCUACUGAAGACGAAGAUGUGGUCAAUGGACAACAGGGUGGCGAAACGAACGACUCCAUUGCAGACGAAGCUAGCGAAGAGGACGGCGGCGGCGCUGCAGACAUGUACGCGAUGGACGAGUUCGCGUCGGGUGCGACCCUUGGCUCCACAUUGGUGCCACCUAGAGAUUCCGUCGACGAAUAUGGAUCGAACGAGUUCGAAAAUUCCGACCACGGCGACGCGACCACUUGUGUCACUAACGAUUUAGCAGAGAUUUCGAUCGAGCGCGACGUGAAUGCUGCUGAAAGAGAUAGCAACACGUCGCAAGAACUCAAGCUGGCCCUGGAAAAAAUUGCGAUUGAGUAUCCCGAGAAAAUUGGUCAGGACAAGGCCAAGUGGCAGCGCCGCAAAGACCAAGCAAUGGCGCUGGUGGAGGCGAAGGAGCGAGCAAUUGCCCAGCUCAAGUUCAAGGCCGAAGUCAAACACAUCAACGAGCUUGUUGCGUACUCGCUGAGUUUGAAUGUAGAGGAUGAAGCGAAUCGAAGCGCUCCAACACCGUUGGUCCCAUCGACUUCAGUUCCUGUCGUCGCGAAUGCACCAGCGCAUCAUGUGACGCUACCCCUUGUCGUGGAAAAGGCCGAGACAGCCGAGGAGUAUUCGGACUCGUUCGAUAACAGGAGUGAUGGCGACGCAGCGUACUCGGACGAUGCUUUCGAAGAUGAUGCAGUGGUUGAUGAACCAGAAUCGACCAAGGGCGAGGACCCUCCAGUCGUCGAAGCAGAGCCACUAGCAAUGCCGCAGCGCAAUGAUGACCCUGCCACUGCACCGCCUGUGGAGCUAGAGUCGAGCUUGUCGCGCAGCAUUGAUGAGCACGAACAACGAUUGGCGGAAUUGAAGGAAUCGCUCGCCACCAAGCAAGACGAAGCUGUUCAGUUGACGGCGCUCGUGCUCAAGGAAGAACGACGGCUGGCGCUGGAGGAGGAAGAAAAAGCGAUGGUGGCGCAGCUCGAUCAAGCGGAACGCCUCGUCGCGACCACUCAAUCUCGAUUGAGUGACUUGCAACGCCACCGCCAAGACAGUACACUCUUGGCGGCCGCAGCGACAGCCCCAAGCCACGACAAGCAUCCGCAUGAAUCCUCGUUUGAGAUGGCGGAGCAUGACGAUUGUGGCAUUUCUCCCAAUACGCCCAUGGAACUUGGAGACACGCACGACCCGAAUGCUAGUUGUUCCGACUCAUUUAGCACAGCCGCGUCACGGGAGGAGCGAGCUGCGUCGAGUGCAGUCGACGAUGGCGUUGCCGGCAAGGUCGUUGGAGUCACGAUGAAUUCGUUGGGCGCGUCUGUAGAAAUUUCAAUCGUCGAUGGCGACUCCAUAUCCGACGAUUUCGACGACGAUCAGUCGUUUGCCAGUGGUGACGACGCUGCCAUGACGAUCAACUCACCCGACUGGGAGAUUCAGGAUCAGCGUGGGGAGCCAACUUCCCCAAACACUUUCGACAUGGACCUGGCCGAGCCACGGACAGUGCUUCCCAUCCCGACGGUGCUCGACGACUCUUUUACCAGCGUCGACGACAACCUGACCAGUCCUGAUCUCUUGUCGGGGUAUGACUUGGUUGAGGCCGCGGCGCCGUCAAAUUGGAUGCAUGAAGUCGCAACGCAAACCAUUCCGGACCCGCUCGAAUCCCUUAGCGAAUUCGACUACGUUGAAGCGGCCGAACUUGUGCAACCACCGACCGACGCAACGGUAGCGUUGAAGAUACCUGAUCACAGCCUUGACAAAACGUUGGAUCUCCUGGCAUUGUAUGACGUUGUCGAAGACGUCCAAGGGCCAGCAGAGGUCGGAUUCGUGACCCAGUGGGAGUUGGAGUACCAGAGUUUGCUUGCGGGGUACGACCACGUCGAAGAAGCUCAUCCUCCCGUCACCGCUGCAUUGAAUACGAUUCAAGAGGAGGAUGCAGAGAAGCCGAGCGCUUCUAACAACACGGUGGACUUACUUCGAGGGUACGACAUUGUCGAGGACGUCGAGCAAGUGUAUAUCUUGGAUGAAGCGCCUGACAGUGGCUCCCUUGACCGUGCGGAGCACACCUCCCCGGCGAAAUCAACGGCCGUGCAUUGUCACUUCGACGAGGGUGGAGUCCACGACGUAGUCCCUGUUUAUGGCAUUGAUCAUGCCGACAAUGCUCAAGCGGAAGAGGUCGUUCCGUUGCAGCAGCAAGGUGUUGAUAGAUCCAUUCGAACGUCGUCAGUGCAAGAACUUGAACACAUGAAAUGCCAAGCGGUACCUCAUUCAACUGUUCGAGCCGACGAUUUGCUUGCGCCGUUCGACUACAUUGAAGAAGCGGUCGCAGCAACCGUGCGGCGAGCAUUAUCGCCAUGCACGGAUGUGUUGUCGUCAUUCGACUACGUCGAAGACGCAUGGAUGCCUGGAACCUCCACGACUCGUCCGAGCAGUGUAAAUGCUCCAAACCCCAGUGCCAGUACCUCGCACGGUCGCAAUCCUUCAUUGAACGUCCAAGCCGACCACAUAACCAACUGUCUUUGGGGUGAAGUGCUCGAUGACGUUCUAUCGACCACCGAUUUCUCUCUGGCAUGCAGCACGAUAACAACUGCAGACGAUUCGACUCCUCACUUUCAACCCUCCAUGGACGCAAUGACGCCAGGUGCUCCGAUGGCAGAGGCAGCGCUCAUGGCUCCGCCCCAAAUUCCCACUGCAGUCGACCGCACCGAAUCGUCGGUGGACGUAGUCACGGACGGGCUCAUGCACGAGCUCCUUCAAGAAUCCUUGACGUUUUACUGUUCUCAACGCAAGUUCUGUCCACAACCCACCCCAGCGCGACCACUGAACCAAGCAUCGCCUCCAACGCCGUACCACCGCGACAUCGCCACAGCUCCCCCCGAUGCAGCUCUACGCAACGUGACUCAUUUUCCCGACGAGUAUACCACACUCAUGCAAUCGCGGAAGCCAUACGAUUGGACUCACGUGGAUGAAAUCCUCCUUCGAAAGAUAAAGAACGGCGAAGCCGAGUCAAAUUCCACUCAGUCCAGCACUGCCGGUGAUAGUGUUGUCAGCGGCGGCGCCAUCAAAGACAGACGACAGCUUUUGAACGAAUGGACAACGAUCAAGAGAACAUCAGCUCGUGGACGACAUGCACCUUCGCCAGCCGCGCCGACUUUAGCACCUCUGACCGUCAAAGACCUCUACUUGGCAACUCAAGAAACGAAAUCUGUUGCAGCAUUGGUGCAAUCACUCGUGAAGGAAGCGGUCAGUGAAGUGGCCGACUCGAACGACGCAAUUGUGGAUGCGGUGGUCGAAUCUUUGCUGGACGACACGGCUGCUGAGGUAGCGUCGACCGCGUCAAGGCUGGCAUUGGCAGCCGACGGAGUUGCUGGUCAUGCGGCGCCCCUGUCGUAGUUUGCAUCGAUCGAGGGCUGUUUUCACAUCGGGAGCGGUGGGGAAGCGUGCGAGAUCCUACGAACUAAAGGUAAUUUAACAAGUCAAGUGAACGACGGCGACCGGACUGAACCUGACGAACGCGAUAACAUGAUGAUCGGUCGCGCAAGUGAAUGCGCUCUGUGAUGGCUUUCUCCUUCGCGGCGAGG
Aphanomyces invadans is the source of this 7126-nucleotide messenger RNA. RefSeq lists its product as hypothetical. NCBI's taxonomy places the organism in Eukaryota, Oomycota, Saprolegniomycetes, Saprolegniales, Verrucalvaceae. The transcript has 3 exons. The record is from RefSeq and is a predicted model, not a curated record. The coding region runs from base 186 to 6938 and encodes 2250 amino acids.